Messenger RNA from Labrus mixtus (cuckoo wrasse), 4922 nucleotides. RefSeq names its product sodium-coupled neutral amino acid transporter 3-like. The transcript has 17 exons. Bases 519 to 2096 code for a protein of 525 amino acids. Gene Ontology annotation, molecular function: L-asparagine transmembrane transporter activity; L-histidine transmembrane transporter activity; L-glutamine transmembrane transporter activity. Lineage: Eukaryota; Metazoa; Chordata; Actinopteri; Labriformes; Labridae. Gene Ontology annotation, biological process: asparagine transport; L-glutamine transport; histidine transport. The record is from RefSeq and is a predicted model, not a curated record.
CCCAACACCGUGUGAGGAUCUGUUUCAACGCAAGAAGACACGACACGACCUCUUUAUCCGAGCGGCGAUAUCAAGCGACGAUUCAAUAAGGCGCGGGGGGGAGGGGGGGGGGGCUGCUCACACAAUAAUCAUUUGACUGGAGUCGCCGUGCAUGCGUUCGGUAGGCGGGACCAGGACACUCUUUGCAUCCCACUUCUGAAAAGAUUACUGUGAUUUUUUGUUGUUGUGGGAAACACAUGAUCUUACCGCUGUGUGGAGGGAAGGAGGACGGACAAAGAGAGAGAGAGAGAGAGAGAGAGAGAGAGAGAGAGAGAGAGAGAGAAGCAGGACGAAGAGACACGGGGUCGUGACAGAGACCAACACCGAGCGAAGACAGGAUCUGUGUGGAGAUAUUUGGAGUUGGAGCGGGAUUCUCUCUGGUCCCUGCCUUAAAAAUAAGAACUUCACUCUCCCAGAACUUCAAACAUUGACAUCAGACGUCUACACAUUUCAAAAGGCUGAUUAUUACUGGAGCAGAUAUGAGUGAAGAUAACCCAGCUGAGACGGUGGAAACUGCUCCUGCAGAGUCAAACGCUAUUCCCAAUGGAAAAGGCCUCGAACCUGGGGAGGAGAUCACGGCAUCCGCGAAGACACCCCCUGCAGCAGAUGCUGAAAAGGAAACUGUACCAAAUAGUGCCCAGAAUGCUAGUCCACACAGAACUGAGAACACAGAAGCCAACCUCCCAGAGAGCCAGGAGUUCCUCUCAGGCGUUGACGACAAGAAGACCCCACAAUUUACAGAUUUCGAAGGGAAAACCUCGUUUGGGAUGUCCGUCUUCAACCUGGGCAAUGCAAUCAUGGGAAGUGGAAUCCUAGGACUGGCCUAUGCCAUGGCCAACACGGGGGUCGUCCUGUUUCUGGUACUUCUAACAGUGGUGGCGGUCCUCUCCUCAUAUUCCAUCCAUUUACUGCUUAAGUUAUCUGGCAUUGUAGGUAUUCGUGCAUAUGAGCAGCUGGGCCAAAGGGCCUUUGGGACUGCAGGGAAGAUGGCCGCGGGUAUAGCCAUCACGCUGCAGAACAUUGGAGCCAUGUCCAGUUACCUGUACAUAGUCAAGUAUGAGUUUCCCUUGGUCAUCCAGGCCUUUCUGAGGGUCGACAAACCUGCAGGUGAAUGGUAUCUGAAUGGGAACUACCUUGUGAUCAUAGUAUCUAUUGCAGUCAUACUACCACUGGCUCUCAUGAAACAGCUAGGAUACCUGGGAUACACCAGUGGCUUCUCCCUGAGCUGCAUGGUUUUCUUCCUCAUUUCGGUCAUCUACAAGAAGUUCAAUACCCCUUGUCCAUUUGUGGACUUUACGUUUAAUAGCACUGCCAGUGUGCUGAAUGUCAGUGCUAUGGAUCCUGGAGGGGAGAUUGAUCCUGCCUGUAUUCCCAAAAUGGCCAACCUCAACUCACAAACGGCCUACACCAUCCCCAUCCUGGCGUUCGCCUUUGUGUGCCACCCUGAGGUCCUGCCCAUCUACACGGAGCUCCGCAAUCCCACCAAGAAAAAGAUGCAGCAUGUGGCCAACAUCUCCAUUGCAGUCAUGUACAGCAUGUACUUCUUGGCUGCCCUUUUUGGAUACCUAACUUUCUAUGGUGAAGUGGAAGCAGAGCUGCUUCACACUUACAGCCGCAUUGACCCGUAUGAUACUUUGAUUCUGUGUGUGCGUGUGGCUGUGCUCACUGCUGUCACACUCACUGUUCCCAUUGUGCUUUUCCCUGUACGGAGGGCGAUCCAGCAGAUGGUGUUUCCCAACAAGACUUUCAACUGGCCCCGUCACAUCGCUAUCGCCAUCGUUCUGCUCACAUUCAUCAACCUGCUGGUCAUCUUUGCCCCUGACAUCCUGGGCAUCUUUGGGAUCAUUGGUGCCACAUCUGCCCCUUGUCUCAUCUUCAUCUUCCCUGCAGUCUUCUAUCUGCGUAUUGUACCCGAAGAAGAGGAGCCGCUGCGCUCAUUCCCCAAAAUCAUGGCUGCCUGUUUUGCUGCGAUUGGCUUCCUGUUUAUGAUAAUGAGUCUCAGCUUCAUCAUAAUUGACUGGACAUCGGGCUCCAGCAAAGCCAGCAGUGGUCACUAGGCACCACCUUCCAUUCCUUUCUGGGGUUUUAUAUUGUAGUUUCAGAUCUGUGUUGUUAUGUUACAAUUUUUAUUAUUAUAUAAUGUUUUAUGUUGGAGAUGUCCAUUCCAUAUCCAUGGGUAAGUGUUGGCCACAGAGGAAAAGUGUAGAAUUUAGGAUGGCUCUCUAUUUCUCUGCAAAAGCAUUCUGCCAAACAGUGACUGCAGAUCAGGGCCAGUGGACAUAGCUGAUUAAUUUACAAAAGAGGCCAGGCGCAUUAAGAGACGAGCUGAUAUUUGGAGCCUGUGCCUUGUGAAAUGGAUGUAAAAAAAAACAAAAAAAACAGAAAAGCAACAAUUUAAAAAGCUGCUGUCUUUAAACUCCUGUCCCUGUAGUGGCUGUGAGCCUCUGUGCUGGUUAUUAAGACCUGCAAACUGCUUCUCAAGCUAUAAUGCACAUCUGAGGCUCCUCACUUUAAAAUGCUCAAUGAUAGAAAUGUAUUGAAUCAUAGAUAAUACUUUUAUGGUUAUAUUUCUUAUUAUUAUUAUUAUUAUUAUUCUAAGUUAUUUGAAUACCUACAUCGUUUUCAUUCUGUGCAUCUGCAGAGGAAUGUGAUUGCACAAGUUAUAGCACAGGAGGAAAGAAAAGCUAAAGGAGUAGUUUGACAUGUUUGGGGACAGGUGAGGAGAUUGAUACCACUCCAGUGUCUGUACAGUCAGUGUAAGGCUACAGCUUGGAGCUGGUGAGCUUAUCUUAUCUUAAAGGCAGGGAAAUGUUGAACUGUUCCUUUAAGGUAUGCAGCCUUUAACUGCUAUUCCACUGAAUUGUGUUGCUGCUGGGAGGAGUCACAUCCUCAGACAGUAUGUGGUUUAGUGUUGUGAGCACAUUUAGAGUAACAUUCCCACAUAUGACCUUGAUGUAUAUUUUAUUAUUAUUCAAUAUGAAAACCUCAGAAGAUGCAGUAUGGACUGAAUAAGAAAUCCUCACAAAGGUCUUUCUGAGGCGAUGAAUAUGAGAUGGAUGUCCAGAUAAAUACAUAAGAGCUUAUAUUAUUCUGUGUUUUUUAUUCAGUAUUACUGUGCAAGGGACGGUGAUAAAUGGUACUCAAGACCUCAUUAGUUAGACUGGACUGAUCAAAGUGAUAAUUGUAAUGACAAAGUUACUGCUUGGUGUUCAUCGUGGUCAGUGAUGAGGAUUUUCGCCUGAAAGAUUUGAUGUGUUGUUUCUGAACAUUAACUGUAAGUAAUCAGAGAUAACCAAAACAUGUUUUUUUUAAAACACACAGGGUCGCUUCAUUAAGUUGUUAGGAACAGUUUCAUGUCUGUAAAUAUUUCCAGCACAACUUUGAUCCCUCACAGAAUGGGCAGACGUGGGAUUACUGUCUUCUUUAACAACCUUGAGAAGCUUCUGGUUAGCAAUAGCACUUUCCUUUGAUAAGCACAAUUUCCUGUCGCCAGUUGAAAUGCAAGCAAAUGAUUAUUGAAAAAUCCAUGUAUCUUAUAGAUGUGAUUUAAGGGGAAUGCCCUUUAUACAACAAAAGUGUUGAGAAAUGUAUUGAUGGUAACAUAUGGAUGUCUUCUCAAAUACUACUUGAAUUAAUGUAAGUUAGCUUUUUCUGUGAACAUUCCAGAUCAUUCAUUUACUCCUCUGGUCCAUUCUGUAGAUUAAAACCACUCAUCACUUGGAUGUGCUGUGUUUUAACAAAUAUAAACAUGGCUCAGAUCGAUUUCAAGUAAAGUAUAUAUAUAAAUAUAUAUGUGUGUACACACACAUUGUGUUGUUAUACAUGGACCUCAACUCUGUUCAGAAGUAAGAUUUGAGUAUUUGGCUCCAACCUUUAAUAGAUUAACAAUCGUUUUAAACUUCAUAAUUAAUGUUUUUGUUUUUUUUGUGGAGCAUCAGUUGAAUCUCAUUUAGUGAUGGAAGGCAGGAAUACAUAUAAUUUGUUUUAAUCGUCUCUUAAAGUCAGUGGUGUGAGUUGUGUGGUUCACUGCUGACUUUCAGUAACUUACUAUGUUGGAGUUAUAAGUGAAGUGGUUUACUUCACAUUUCACUAUUUUUGAAAUGAUAAACUCUGAAACACCAGACUACAGUGUGUGCUGCAGUGUUGUCCUGUCAAGUUGUUCAAAAACAAGCCUCCUCUCUGUCAUAUAGAUAUUACAUUGUGUGACGUUGUCUGUAAGCAGAAUACAGAAUAAUCUGAAUCAGCCACUCAGUGUUUGAGGUUGUUUAUCAAGGUUAAAUGCAGCAUAUAUCCCCGACUUCCUCUUGUAUGUAUGAUGGUCCCAUUUGGUAAAUGAAUUGACACAGUCAUGAACUGUUUUUAAUAGCGCAAAACACAAAACACACAAAAAAAGUUUAAAAAUGCAAAGAAUGAAGUGAGGAUAUGCGCUGAUAGUGGCUGACAGAAGAUGAUCUCUGAGGACCUCUAUUUAGAUCGAACUGUUGUUGGUCUCCCUCUCGUGUGAUUUAUUGAAAUGUGUAUGAUUGAAUCGUAACAUAUUAAAUAUUGACAUCGGCCAGCAUUUAUAAAUAAUGUAUAUAAAUGUAUACCCUUUAUAUUCUAUAUGCAUAUCUAGUUUGUACAAUGUAAAUAGAAAUUAAAGUUUUAGUCCAUUAAAAACAUCAGUGUAAUCAUUUUCAAAGUGCUUUUAAACCUUUUUGUCAUUCUAUUCUUGUCUAUUUUCUUGUAUCUCUAUAUAUUUUAAUAUGUUGCUGGCAGUUAUUGUACUGUAAACAAUGUUGCAAUAAAGAUAAUGAGGUAACAAAACUUUGGGUCUUCUUUUAGAUUUGAGGAUCAGAAAAAAAAUGUCUUUUGGAAAAACUACUAAAGGGAUUAUGAAACCA